AUGUCUACACCAACUCCCAAGGUGGCCCGUCAAGUGGAUGACACGAUUCCGCUCGGGCAAUCUAAGAGAACUCUAUUCGACUUUGAGGAUUUCGAUCAUUCCUCGAUUCCUUUUGAGAAGGAGACAUGGCCAGUCAUCAUUGUCGGGUCGAGCAUGGUCGGAAUGACACUAGGUGUUCUUCUCGGCUUCCACGGUAUCAAAUCUGUUUCGUUCGAUCGGCAUCCGUCGACUGCAAUUCAUCCCAGAGCGGCACUGUUCCUUUUGCGCUCGGUGGAGAUUUUCCGCCAACUUGGUCUCGAAAACCGCCUGCGCGAGAAAAGCGCAUUGAACUUUGACCUCGACGCCGGCAUGAUCAUUGUUGAGAACCUAUCGGGUGGCAAAACUCUCAUGAAACUGCAAGAAAGCGAUCCUACUGAGGUUGCUAAAGUGACUCCUAGCCAGCGCCUGUGGCUUACCCAAAAUAUGUUUGAGCCUCUUAUCCGCGAGAGUGCCGAAGCCUUCGGAGCGAUCCAAGAAUUCAACGAGUCUGUUGUUCACUAUGAGGAGCAGCCUGACGGGGUGGUGGUGGUAGUCCAAAAUCUUCAGACAAAGAAAUUGAGGAAGUUCAAAACGGACUACUUAGUCUCCUGUGACGGCAACAGAAGUGCGACCCGACGAAAGGAAGGCAUCCAAUGGAACGGCCCUGGAAUACUUGGUCAGAGUAUAUCCAUUAACUUCCACGCAGACCUAACACCGCAUCUCGGCACACGAGCCAAGCAUGGCGUGACUUAUAUAUCCAACCCAAAGAUUGAUGCUGGAUUCAGGCUUGAAAGUGGUGGAAAGGCCGGAUUCAUGAUUGUCUCGCGAGCGGGCGACAAGAAACAAUUUCCACCAGACUCUGUCAGCGAACGUGAAGCGAAACAAUAUUUCAAAGAUGCAACAGGCAUUGAAGAUAUCGACAUCGACAUCGACUUUAUUUCAUAUUGGUCGGUAGCCGCGUUCAACAGUGAACGCUUCUCUAGCACCCAGGGCCGUGUUUUCAUUGCUGGAGAUGCUGCCCAUGUGAUGCCCCCGACUGGUGGAAUGGGUGGUAAUACAGGAGUACAGGAUGUCCAUAAUCUUGCGUGGAAGCUCGCAUAUGUUCUCAAAGGCAGAGCAGGCAAAUCUCUGCUUGAUACAUAUACUUUGGAACGUCAGCCAGUUGCUGGGUUCCUGAUGCGCCAAGCGUAUUCCAGAUUACAGAAGCGUGUUCUCCAUACGACUCCCGACGAGCCAGAGCUUCCGGAUAUUGUCUGCGAGCUCGGCUAUAGGUAUCCGUCAGGCGCCAUCCAUUCUUCAACACAGGAAGCAAAGGAAACCUCACUACACGAAGACCCCCACGCACCUCUAGCAAUUGCUGGGUCUCGUUUCCCUCAUGUGGCCCUCACUAAGCUUGGAGAGACUGAGGCGAUGGUUUCUACCAUUGACUUGAUUAAGACCAAUUUUGUUAUGUUCACAGCGGAUGGUGCGUCUUCUUGGGUCGCAGCUGCAAAGAAUAUGGCAAUGAACAUUGACACGUAUAGUCUCCAUGAGACGUCAAGCCCCCUCCGGGAUGAACAAUGGAAACUCAAGUCUGUAACGAAACUAUCUUCUGGAGAGGCAAUGCUUGUUAGACCGGAUGGUUUUAUCGCGUGGAGAGCUGCGAAGAUGGAAGAGGGACAUGAGAAGGCCUUAGGUGAUGCCCUGAAACAGGUCCUCGGCUUAUAG
Molecule: messenger RNA, 1725 nt
Organism: Fusarium sp. VM40
Lineage: Eukaryota; Fungi; Ascomycota; Sordariomycetes; Hypocreales; Nectriaceae
Source: the annotation of a GenBank genome assembly